Messenger RNA from Zasmidium cellare ATCC 36951, 1479 nucleotides. RefSeq lists its product as uncharacterized. Gene Ontology annotation, biological process: glutaminyl-tRNAGln biosynthesis via transamidation; mitochondrial translation. Gene Ontology annotation, cellular component: glutamyl-tRNA(Gln) amidotransferase complex; mitochondrion. Lineage: Eukaryota; Fungi; Ascomycota; Dothideomycetes; Mycosphaerellales; Mycosphaerellaceae. The record is from RefSeq and is a predicted model, not a curated record. The coding region runs from base 1 to 1479 and encodes 492 amino acids. Gene Ontology annotation, molecular function: glutaminyl-tRNA synthase (glutamine-hydrolyzing) activity. The transcript has 2 exons.
AUGCUACGGCCGCGGUGUCUCUGGCAGAAGACGAGCAGUCUCUACAAGAGACAAUUCUCCUACAAUGUGAUUCAAAGAUCGACAGCAGCGGCGACAGCCACGGAAGCAGAAGUUCACGAUGGAGACAAGCCACUCCAAGGGAAAUUCGUCGCCCUGAAAGCCAACAUAGCCACCAAGACGAACGUCGUCCCAACCACCGCAGCCUCGAAAACCCUCGCGAACUACCACUCUCCCUUCCACGCUACCGUCUCCUCUCUCCUCCUGCAACAUGGCGCCUCCCUCCUCCCCAAUGCCAACAUGGAUGAGUUCGGCAUGGGCUCACACUCGCAAUUCUCGCCUCUCCUCGGUCCUUUGACUUCGGCCUUCAGUCGCAAUGGCAAACCUCUCUCCCCAGGCGGGAGUAGCGGUGGAAGCGCUCUCUGGGUCGCGAAUGAGCUUUGCUGGGCGGCUAUUGGGACAGAUACAGGCGGGAGUGUGAGAUUGCCUGGGGCUUAUUGUGGGGUUGUGGGCUUCAAACCGAGUUAUGGGAGGAUCAGUCGGUGGGGGGUCGUGCAGUAUGCGAAUUCGCUGGAUACUGUCGGUGUUCUCGCGAAGGAGGUACAAAGAGCGAGGGAGGUGUUCCAGUGUUUGGAUCAAGAGGACUGGAGAGACAUGACGUGCAUGGGACCAAGCUUAAGGAGCAGGAUCGCGAAAACGUCGAGACAACACGACAGGAAGUCCCUGAGAAUCGGCAUUCCAUUGGAAUACAACAUCGCCGAACUCUCCCCACCCGUCAAAGCCACCUACACCGCCACUCUCCGCGCCCUGCACGCAUCAGGCCACACGCUCCACCCCGUCUCCCUCCCCACAACCCGCCUCGCCCUCUCAGCCUACUACAUCCUCGCCCCAGCCGAAGCCUCCUCGAACCUCGCCAAAUACGACGGCAUCCGCUACGGCCACCGCACACCCACCACCGACGCAGCCCCCAACGCGGACCCGCCUCUCCCCUUGUACGCGCAAACCCGCGCCGAGGCCUUCGGCCCCGAAGUCCAGCGCCGGAUUCUGCUGGGCGCGUACACGCUAAGCUCGGACGCGAUGGAGAAUUAUUUCCUGCAGGCGCAGAGGGUGAGGCGGUUGGUGCAGCGGGAUUUCGAUCGGGUUUUCGCGGCGGGGAAUCCUUUGCUUGAUCCUGGGAGUGGAAGUGGGGAGAAAGUGGACGUUCUCCUGACGCCCACGGCCCCGACGCUUCCCCCGACGGUGGAGGAGCUGGAGGGACAGUCGCCUGUGGAGAGUUAUAUGAAUGAUGUGUUCACUGUCCCGGCGAGUCUGGCGGGUCUGCCUGCCAUCUCCGUGCCUGUGCCUCUUUCUGCUGAGCAGAGAAAGGGCAUGGAUGAGAAGGACGUGACGAGCGUAGGCAUGCAGCUCAUCGGGCAAUUCGGGAACGACAAGUUGGUGUUGGAUGCAGCUGAGAUGUUAGAAUCAAUCAACAAUACUGCCUGA